GGUCCCGGCGGGAGGUCCGCCAUGGCCGGCGGCGGGGAUGCGCUCCGCGCCCUGCUCCGCGCCGCUAACGCCCUCCUGCAGCAGCACCGCUACCGCGCCGCGCUCGCCGUCCUCAAGGGCUUCCGCAACGGGGCCGUUUAUGGAGCAAAAAUUCGUGGCCCGCAUGCCCUGGUGAUGACUUUUCUAUUCAAGAGCGGAAGUUUAAGAGAGAAAUUGAAAUCGAUUGCUCAGGCUACGUACACUCAUUCCCGGAACUUGGCGUAUUUUGUGUCCACCUACAAGGGGCUGAUGGCGUUGCAGUCCCGACUACAGGGGAAACAAAUUCCAUUUCAUUCUUUCUUUGCAGCCUGCAUUGGGGGUUGGCUAGUGUUCGGUGAGAACAAUCCCAUCAACAGCCAGAUCAUUAUGUACCUGCUUUCUCGUAUCCUGUUCGGCUUGUCUCGGCUGGCAGUGGAAAAGGGCUAUGUCCCACAGCCAAAGCAGGAUCCCUUUCCGCUUGUCGCUGCUCUGAUAUGGGGGACAGUUCUCUGGCUCUUUGAAUACCACCGGCAAACUCUGCAGCCUUCUCUGCAGUCCUCCAUGACCUACCUAUAUGACGAUAGUAAUCAGGAAGGUUAUCAGCGUCCUGCAUGUGGGAGAUGCUGAUGGUGGGAGCCGCCUGUGCCGUGUCUCGUGAGUGGACUAUCAUCUCUCUCGGUGUGGCGGGACUACUCCCAGCUCCGGCUGCUGUCCCCUCUGCCCCUGCCUCCCCCCUGGCUGCACAGUCCUGCUGCCGGCACGGUCAAGUGCAGCUUUGCUUCCAGCAGAGCUUUUUCUCUGUGCUGCCCUGCAAGGCGUUAUCAACUAGUGCUGAAGAAGCUGCUGAGGUCCACAGCUGUUCGGUGUUUGUAAACACAAAA
Molecule: messenger RNA, 899 nt
Organism: Haliaeetus leucocephalus (bald eagle)
Lineage: Eukaryota; Metazoa; Chordata; Aves; Accipitriformes; Accipitridae
Gene: PXMP4
Product: peroxisomal membrane protein 4, 24kDa
Exons: 5
Coding region: 22-645 (207 amino acids)
Cellular component (GO): peroxisomal membrane
Source: RefSeq, a predicted model, not a curated record